This is a messenger RNA of Rotaria sordida, 864 nucleotides long. The record is from the annotation of a GenBank genome assembly. NCBI's taxonomy places the organism in Eukaryota, Metazoa, Rotifera, Eurotatoria, Philodinida, Philodinidae.
AUGGCAUCACCAAUUGAUACGUUUAAAAACAAUUUUUUUGAUCAAUUGAAAUCAUAUGGUGAUGCUGUUCAAGAUGUUUUUGAAAAACGUAUCGCUCGUCCAUUACUUGCAUUCAAACGUGAUCUUAAGCGACCAUCGUCUACAGUUCGCACUAUAUCUGAACAAGAAUCCAUUUUACCAUCAGAACAAACAACAUUUAUUACACAACAAGAAUCAGUAUUAUCAUCAUCACCACUUGAAAUUAUAGAAUUUGAAACAAAUACUUCAUUGAAAACAAUAUUAGAUAAAGUUAAAAAUACUUUAUCACUAUCAACAAAAGAACGCACAUCAGAAGAUUUUUCAAUUGAUGAAACAAAAAAACCUACAAGAGUAUGUCGUCAUUCAUCUAUUAGUUCUCUAUCGAGUAAAUAUCAUCGAAGAAAUUUUUUACGUCAUCAUAAGAGUGUUUCAUUUGCUGACAAUCCUAUUCAAUAUGAUAGUGAUACUGAAAAAAAUAAUUCAUGUUCAACAGAUGAUCAAAUAGAAUCUGUAUGUAAUGCUUAUACAUUUGAUCAUCCUAGUGUUAUGGCAAGUAUUGAUGAAAUAGCAACAAAUCAAAUAAAUCCAUCGAAUACAUUAUCAACUAUUGAGAAUAAUGAUUAUGAUUUUGAACGUAAUUUUCAUGAAUCAAUACGACCACGACGAAUUUCAAUUGGUAAUAGUCAAGAUUUAAUUUAUCAAGAUUUAUCAGCUGAAAUUGUUUCUUAUGUAUUAAAACAUGCAUUACGAAUAUUAGACAAAGAAGAUGAAGAUUUAUUAUUAGCAGAAAAUGAAAAAUUUAUUAAUAAAAAUGACUAUGAUGAAGAUUUAAUUGAUUUAAAAUAG